AUGCUGGUGUUCGUCCACAGACACUUAACUCUACUCUACGUCACUAAGUCCAACGUCCUCCAGACGGAUCCAACUCUGUUGGAACAGUCCGACUCCUCGGCUCCUGCUCUGGGCAGAAGCAGAGACACUGUCCCAUGGAAACAUGCAGGGCAGACCUCCUGCAGACCUCCUGCAGACCUCCUGCAGACCUCCUGCAGACCUCCUGCAGACCUCCUGCAGACCUCCUGCAGACCUCCUGCAGACCUCCUGCUUUAA
Knipowitschia caucasica is the source of this 255-nucleotide messenger RNA. The record is from the annotation of a GenBank genome assembly. NCBI's taxonomy places the organism in Eukaryota, Metazoa, Chordata, Actinopteri, Gobiiformes, Gobiidae.